Molecule: messenger RNA, 6112 nt
Organism: Bombina bombina (fire-bellied toad)
Lineage: Eukaryota; Metazoa; Chordata; Amphibia; Anura; Bombinatoridae
Product: A disintegrin and metalloproteinase with thrombospondin motifs 2-like
Exons: 22
Coding region: 95-3634 (1179 amino acids)
Biological process (GO): extracellular matrix organization; proteolysis
Molecular function (GO): zinc ion binding; metalloendopeptidase activity
Source: RefSeq, a predicted model, not a curated record
UGGAACUGCUGGGGAUACAGAAUCUGCUACUUCACUGAGAACUUCACAACGCUGGCUCCCUAUUGUCAGCCAGCGAAGCUGCAGUUUAACUGCAAUGGAACCUAUCAUUGGAACUACUUGUGUUGUUUUCUGCUUAGCACUCAUCAUUCCAACACAGUCUAUUUACAUUUCUAAAGAUAAAGAAUCCCUUUUAGAGAAGAUAGAGGAAUACAGCCUUGUAACCCCAAUCAGUACUGAUUCCAAGGGAAGAUACUUGUCUCAUGAAGUGUCAAAAAGAGAAAAAGGUCGUUUUCGGAGAGAUACAGGGGAUAUUAAUCAUAAAACAACAGAAGAUACCAUUUAUUAUAAUGUCACUGUUUUUGGGAGGGAAUACCACCUAAGACUAAGAGUCAAUUCAAAGCUUGUUGCACCUGGAGCAACCAUCGAAUGGGAAGAGGAUUCCAAUGUGACUGUAAUUGAACCACUACAUAGGAAUUGCCAGUAUGUUGGGGAUAUCACGGAUAUUCCAAAUGCUUCUGUUGCUAUAAGCAACUGUGAUGGUCUGGCUGGCAUGAUUCGAACAGACAAGGACGAAUUUUUCAUAGAGCCGCUGGAGAAAGACAAGCAAGAGGAAGACAGUGGAAGAACACAUGUUGUCUAUCGUAGAUCAGCUAUAAUAAAGUCGUUUCCCAGUAACAACACUGACAUGCUCCAUAAUGAAACCAGUCAACACUCAACUAAUCUCCUGGAAAAUGUACUUGAUAAUCUGGAAAAUCAUGUCAAUAAUACAAGAAAGAGAAACCGUAGACACGCUACAGAAGAUGAUUAUAAUAUUGAAGUUCUCCUUGGUGUUGAUGACUCUGUUGUACGAUUCCAUGGAAAAGAAUAUGUUCAGAAAUACCUUUUGACUCUUUUAAACAUUGUUAAUGAAAUCUACCAUGAUGAGUCACUGGGUGCCCAUAUUAAUGUUGUGUUAGUAAGGAUAAUCAUGUUGAGCCACAGCAAAUCUACCAGUUUAAUAGAAGUUGGGAACCCUUCUCAGAGUUUAGAGAAUGUUUGCCGAUGGGCAUAUCUGCAACAAAAACCUGACACUGGGCAUGCUGAACACCAUGAUCAUGCAAUAUUUCUCACAAGACAAGAGUUUGGUCCUUCAGGCAUGCAAGGUUAUGCGCCAGUCACAGGAAUGUGCAAUGUUGUACGUAGCUGUACACUUAAUCAUGAAGAUGGAUUUUCUUCAGCCUUCGUGGUAGCCCAUGAGACUGGUCAUGUAUUAGGCAUGGAACAUGAUGGACAAGGAAACAGAUGUGGUGAUGAAGUCAGGAUGGGAAGCAUUAUGGCUCCACUUGUACAGGCAGCUUUUCAUCGCUUUCACUGGUCUCGAUGCAGUCAACAGGAACUUAGUCGCAAUUUAAAUUCCUAUGAUUGUCUGCGUGAUGAUCCUUUUGAGCACGAUUGGCCUUCCCUCCCACAGCUCCCAGGGAUUCAUUAUUCUAUGAAUGAGCAAUGCCGUUUUGAUUUCGGUUUGGGCUAUAUGAUGUGCACAGCUUUUCGGACAUUUGACCCAUGCAAGCAACUUUGGUGUAGUCAUCCUGACAACCCUUAUUUCUGUAAAACAAAAAAGGGUCCUCCUCUGGAUGGCACAAUGUGUUCUCCUGGAAAACACUGCUUCAAAGGUCAUUGCAUCUGGCUGACUCCCGAUAUCCUUAGACAAGAUGGAAAUUGGGGAUCGUGGAGUAAAUUUGGUUCGUGUUCUCGCACUUGUGGCACAGGUGUGAAAUACAGAACAAGGAGCUGUGACAAUCCACACCCAUCUAAUGGAGGUCGGUCAUGUGUAGGGCCAAGCUAUGAACUACAACUUUGCAAUACCGAGGAGUGUGACAAAGACUACAGUGACUUCCGAGAGGAGCAGUGUAAGCAAUGGGAACCAUUCUUUGAAUAUCAGGAUACCAAACAUCAUUGGCUGCCAUACGAACAUCCAGAUGAAAAGGAAAGAUGCCAUCUUUACUGUCAAUCGAAAGAGACUGGUGAUGUUGUAUAUAUGAAGAGGCUGGCACAUGAUGGAACACAAUGCUCUUAUAAGGAUUCUCACAACAUAUGUGUAAGAGGUGAAUGUCUGAAAGUUGGAUGUGACAAGGUAAUUGGUUCAACCAAAAAAGAAGAUAAAUGUGGUGUAUGUGGUGGAGAUAACUCACAUUGCAAAGUUGUGAAAGGAACAUUCACAAGAGCACCCAAAAAACAAGGAUAUGUGAGAAUAUUUGAGAUUCCAGCAGGCGCACGCCAUUUACUGAUUCAAGAAAAUGAUGCAUCCCUACACAAUCUUGCAAUGAGAAAUCAAGUUACAGGAAAAUUCAUCUUAAAUGAUGAGAGUGAAAAAAACAUGCCAGAUUCAAAAGUAUUUGUGAAUAUGGGUAUUGAAUGGGAAUAUCGUAAUGAUGACGACCGGGAAACAAUUCAGACGAUGGGGCCCUUGCACAAUGCAAUAGUUAUACUUGUAAUUCCUCAUGGUAAUGUCAAAAUUUCCUUGAGUUACAAAUACAUGAUACAUGAAGACUCCUUAAAUGUAAAUAACAACAAUGUUCUUGAAGAAAAUGUGGUUAUAUAUGAAUGGGCUUUGAAAAAAUGGUCGCAUUGUUCUAAUCCAUGUGGAGGAGGUAAUCAGUUUACAAAAUAUGGUUGUCGAAGGAAAACUGACCACAAAAUGGUUCAUAAGAGUUUCUGUGAAUCUAUUCAAAAGCCUAAACCUAUCCGAAGAGUAUGUAAUCUCCAAGAAUGUUCCCAACCAGUAUGGAUCACAGGAGAAUGGGAAGCUUGUUCUAUGACUUGUGGAAAGUCAGGAAAUCAGAUCAGAUCUGUAAAAUGCAUUCAGCCUCUUACUGAUAAUAGAAACAAAUCUGUACCUAGCAAAUACUGCAGUGAAAAUCGCCCUGAAGCCAGAAGGCCUUGUAAUCGUCAGCCUUGCCCAUCUCAGUGGAGAGUUGGUCCUUGGUCACAGUGUUCUGUAACAUGUGCUAAUGGUACCCAGGAAAGGCAAGUCAUGUGCGGUUCAGGUGACAAUAAGACCAACAGCUGUAAUGACGACAAACCAGAAACAAUACGAAUUUGCAGACUACCUCCAUGUCCUGGCAAUGCUACUGAUCCAUCUAAGAAGAAUUACAUUGUGCACUGGCUAUCAAGACCAGACACAGAUAAUCCCAACCACAAAAUCUCUUCAAAGGAUCACUGCCUUGGAGACAAGUCACUGUUUUGUCGUUUGGAGAUUUUGGCUCGUUACUGCACCGUGUCGGGAUAUAGCAGGCUGUGUUGUAAAUCAUGCAAUUCAUCUCAGAUUCUUACAGACUCUAAUACAGUCAAAAAUAAUGAUAUAGAGAACCUCGUCUCUCCAAUUCCAACCCCGCCCACUGUUCAUUUAAAAAAUUCAUCUUUGUUACCCACUCCCAUUUAUAACGUAAAUUCUUCUCAGAUCAAUGUAACAGAAAAUCGACAAGAUGUUAACACCUUUGAAUUUCCAUAUAAAGUUAAUGGGAUAGACACUGACGUUCAACAGACAAACAUUAUACCACGAAGAAGGGCCACCUAUGAAAAAACAAGAAACCAGAGGAUUCAACAGUUGAUUGCAGAGAAAAUGAAACAGGAGACAGAAAGGAAACAAACAUAAUUACAAUACAUACACCUAUCACCUAUUCCAUUUUGUAGACAAAAACACAGAUUUCUAUUGCAUAGCAGCUUGAUAAAAUGGUGCUGAAAUACAACCUCUUAAUUGGAUACUAUUAUGUUGGAAAGAUAUGGGCUAGAUACAUAUUCAAUUUUUAUAUAUUUUGAAACAGUCUGUAAUUCUCCCAAACAUCACCAUAUCAUAUACAGACUCUGUAUAUCUCCAAUUAGAUAGACCCACAAACACGUAUAUAAGUAUGUGUGUUUUUAUAUAUAUAUAUAUAUAUAUAUAUAUAUAUAUAUAUAUAUAUAUAUAUAAAUAAUAUCAUAUACAGACUUGGAACUCUGUAUAUCUCCAGAUAGAUAAGCCCACAAACACGUAUUUAUGCAUGUGUAUAUAUAUAUAUUUAUAUAUAUAUAUAUAUAUAUAUAUAUAUAUAUAUAUAUAUAUAUAUAUACGUGUGUGUGUGUUAUUUCUUUAUAGAAAUUAAUGAAAUUAUUAUUAUAGCCCAUUUCUUUCCUACAUUAUAACCUGCUUGUAAAGUCAUAUUUGUGAAGCAAUGCUCAAACAUCUCAUACCGUACAAACAACCAGAAGACACUUUACAUUCAGUAUAAACUUGAAAAAGAAGCCUUCUGUGAAUAGAGAAAGCUUCAGUAAAUAUGACCUUAUCACCCAUUAUUUUUAUAUUGAUGGGUAAAUGUGGUGCCAAAGGGUCAUAGUGCAAUAUUUUUAUUUUUUUUUGUUAUAGGAAGUUAAUUCGUUAAUAGCUGCCUACCAAUACGUAAUGCCACUGUGACGUUUUCCUGUUAUGUCACAAUUUAUUUCCAAAAAUGGCUUGUUAACAUUUUAAAGCCCACAUUUCUGGAACCCAAAUUGUUUGCAUGUGCUUUUCAUUUAUGUAAACUGCUUUUGAAGUGUUUCAGGACCCGGAUAAUUUUGUUGACGGUUCCAUUUUGAAAACUAGAUGGAGUUAUUUUGAACAAUUAUCAAUAAUUUUUUUUUCAUGAACUGUGUAUAAAAUUGCAUAAGCAAUACUUAAGACAGUUUUAGUUUACACUACUGGAUGAUUUAUAAUUUUGUUUUUCUCCAAAAAACUAUUUAGUUGCAUUACAAAUUGCCACUUUAAUUCUGAAGGAAGUUGAACUUAACAAGUAGAAAUAUAUUGAAGAGAAAAAACUAUUUGCACUUAUUUCUAAAAUUUUCUAAAAUGAGAGUUUUUAAAAAAAUAAAAAUAAAUUACUUAAUUAAAAAUAGGUAGAGCUAGAAAUUGUUUCCCUUAAAAGUUUAUAUUUUUUGUUGAACAAAAGCCUAUUUUUAAGUCUUUAAUUGCACAAGACAAUAUAAUUGUAUGUGCAUAUUUCCUAUGUAUUUUUUUUCCAUUUGAGCAGAUAUGAUGUUCAAAUUGAAAGUUUCCUUUAUUUAAAUUUAAUUUUGGUCAUUGAUCUGUGUAAAAAGUAGCUGGCUUUUGCUACUCUGCUUAUCAUUUUAUUCUACAAAGAAAAUUAUGUUGUGUGUAUAAUAUAUUAUUAUUUAGUAAAUUCAAUUCAAUGCAGCAAAAUGUGAUGAUUUCAAUUUUAAUUGAAGCUUGAUAUGGUAACUGGAUUAUUAAAAAUCACUGGAACACCUCAGUUUAUCCAACGGGAAUUUAAUUCCAUUUUCUGUUCAUAAUCUUAGAGAAAAUGUUAUCAAAUUUGCUGUGCUUUGUCUGGCCUCAUAGUUUGAUAUUUUAUAUUUUAUGACAAUAUAAAAUAAGCAGACUCCCCCUUAAUACCAAGUUAAUUGCUCUGUAACUAAUAUUUGAUAUAAACCACAGGAAAAUGUUUUAUACUUAAAGUAAUGAAAUAUAAAACUAAAACACAUUAAUUAAUAAAAAUGCUGCUGUAUACAACAAUUACCACUAAGUCUAGAUAAAAAUGAACUAACUAUUAGAUAUAUAAUUUGAUUUUAUUGUUUAAAAAUGUUGGUUUCCCAAUAAUUUGCUUGGUAAUAUUGCUAUGCAGGAGUUUCUGGGAAAUAUUCUAGAUAAUAUUUUGCAUACAAUAACAAGAUAGAAUGGUGAAAUGUAUUUCCGUGCUAGGGCAUUAAAAGGCAAAUCUGCUUAAAAUAUAUUGUACAUUUUAGACAAGCUAUAAAUUACCCUAUGGGUCUAUAAAAAAAAAUUGCUGCAAAUUUUAAUUGCAUGAUAUAUGUAUUUACACACACGUUUUAAAAUAAAUGUUCUGGAUAUGGAAAGUCCUUCUUUCUCUAUCUAUAAUACAGGUACAAAAUCUUAAAAUUCAGAAAUUGAAUAUCCAGUUUAUAUACAUGGUAAACAAUGAUCAUAUGUUCAGCUUUAAGAGAGCUUAACACACCACCCUUAGCAUGAAAACAGUAUUAAAAUGUUUUUUGUUUGUUUUUUUAUUUUUUUUGCUUUUGUCUAUGGGUCACACCUGUAAACAUUUAUUUUUUCUAAAUAAAGCAAAUUUCUCAUAAAACACAA